This is a messenger RNA of Nezara viridula (southern green stink bug), 240 nucleotides long. The record is from the annotation of a GenBank genome assembly. NCBI's taxonomy places the organism in Eukaryota, Metazoa, Arthropoda, Insecta, Hemiptera, Pentatomidae.
AUCUUUGCUCUGCUCAAUCUCCAAGUUCCAUUUGUUUCGGAAGUAUCCUAUAUCUGCCCUACCUACCCGAACUUUCGCCAGCUGUGGAGGACCCGCCCAUCGAAGCUGCAUGCAUCCCGGCACGUAGACAGUCAACACCACAGUGACCUCUCGUCAUAUCGUUUAGAUUAUAUUUCGUCCACCUUAUCUAGGAGUACUCCAGUCAACCUGAAAACCGUUACUAUUGUUGACAUCAUUUGA